Messenger RNA from Tarenaya hassleriana, 1854 nucleotides. Its product is annotated as cytochrome P450 72A15-like. Bases 139 to 1746 code for a protein of 535 amino acids. NCBI's taxonomy places the organism in Eukaryota, Viridiplantae, Streptophyta, Magnoliopsida, Brassicales, Cleomaceae. The record is from RefSeq and is a predicted model, not a curated record. Gene Ontology annotation, molecular function: iron ion binding; monooxygenase activity; oxidoreductase activity, acting on paired donors, with incorporation or reduction of molecular oxygen. The transcript has 5 exons.
AAAUUUCUUGCAGAACACGAACAAGGCUCAGACAGAUCCCAUACACACACACACACAUAUAUAUACACAUACACACAUGUAGUAUACAACUGCAGGAACCAUCAAAUGCUUAAAGCUCAAAAGAGAAAUUGAUUUAUUAUGGAAGUAUCUGUUCUUCUACAUCAUCUGCCUCUUUCGUUUCUGCUGAUUCUGCUUCUCUAUGGCUGUGGAAGGAUUCUCUAUUCGAUUUGGUGGAAACCCAGAUUGUUAAGUAGGCGCCUGAUCCGACAAGGAAUCCAUGGAACUGAUUAUAAGCUUCUUCUUGGAGACAUGAAGGAGUAUAUUGCGUUGAUCACUGAGUCAUGGUCCAAACCGCUCGGUCUCCAUCACCGGAUCGUCCAACGGGUCGACCCGUUUACCCUCUCCACCGUACAGAAACACGGUACGGUUCAAAACCCGGUUUGGGAUUUGAAGAACUGGAAAGUAUCGUUUUUCUGGAGCGGGAAGACGCCGAGGCUGAUCGUGCAAGAUCCGAAGAUGAUGAAGGAAGUAUUGGCCAACAGGAAUGGACAUUUCUCGAAACCGGCAUUGAGUUCCGAGAUUCUUGUCCUUACAAGAGGACUUACUACUCUUAAAGGUGAUGUCUGGUCUAUACACAGACGGAUUCUCAAUCCUGCGUUUCACUUGGAGAAGCUCAAGGAGAUGGUUCCCAUCUUCGCGAGCAGUUGCAGGAGGAUGAUAGAAGAAUGGAAGAACAAGUUUGGACUCGAAGAGAGUUACGAAUUAGACGUUUGGCCCGAGUUUCAGAAACUGGCUGCAGACAUUAUUUCCCGUGCAGCGUUCGGAAGUAGCUACGAAGAAGGAAAGAAGGUGUUUGAACUUCAAAACGAGCUCAUAGGACUCGUUCUCGAAGUGAUGCAGUCACUACAGAUUCCCGGUUUCAGGUUCAUUCCAACGAGGAAAAACCGGAGAAGAAAGGAGCUGAACAAAGAAAUCGGGUCGAUAUUGAGAAGUAUAGAGCAAAAGAAGGAGAAUGAAAUGAAGGAUAAGGAGACAGCAAGAGUUGAUGAUUUGUUGGGGCUGAUGUUGCAGAGCAAUGGCGGCCAAGCUGAGAGCAGAAGCAUGACAAUGGAUGAAAUCAUUGAGGAAUGCAAACAAUUCUACCUUGCAGGCCAAGAGACAACUGCAAGCUUGUUGACAUGGGCGAUGAUCGUGCUCUCUAUGCACCCGGACUGGCAAGAGAAGGCCCGGGAGGAAAUCCGGGGUUUUUGCAGCAACAAGGAGAUUGAUUUCGAAGCUAUAAACCGCCUCAAGAACUUGACCAUGAUACUGCAAGAGGUUCUAAGGCUAUACCCACCAGUGAUUGCUCAGUACCAACACGCUUACCACGAGACAAGGAUCGGGGAACAACUCGUGAUUCCUGCAGGGACGGAUCUGACACUACCGACUCUGCUGAUUCACCAUGAUCAUGAUCUAUGGGGAGAAGAUGCAGAAGAGUUUAAACCCGAGAGAUUUGCAGAAGGAAUCUCGAGGGCGUCAUCAUCCUCCAGAGAUAUCCCUCCGUUCUUCCCUUUCGGCUCGGGUCCAAGAACCUGCAUAGGCCAGAAUUUCGCCAUGCUUGAAGCUAAGAUAGCCCUUGUUCUGAUCCUGCAGAACUUCUCGUUUGAUCUCUCCCCGGCUUACUCGCACUCUCCUUACACUGUCAUGACACUCCAACCACAGCAUGGAGCUCAGAUCAUAUUACGCAAGAUCGUGACAGGAUCGUAAAAAAAAAAGCAACGAAUCCUUGCUUUCCUUAUUUUCUUGGUUGCAAAAAAAAUGAUCAUAUCAAAAUCUUCGUUUUCUCUGAGAAAUAAUCAAUUUAUGGGUACCGGA